Messenger RNA from Cucurbita maxima (winter squash), 772 nucleotides. Its product is annotated as esterase CG5412-like. The record is from RefSeq and is a predicted model, not a curated record. NCBI's taxonomy places the organism in Eukaryota, Viridiplantae, Streptophyta, Magnoliopsida, Cucurbitales, Cucurbitaceae. Bases 18 to 674 code for a protein of 218 amino acids. The transcript is spliced from 6 exons.
CAAAGAGAAUUUCAAGCAUGGGCAGCAAGAGUAGAAUUCAAAGAAAACCUAGAAUUUUGUGCCUUCAUGGCUUCCGAACCAGUGGAGCAAUCUUGAAGAAGCAUGUCGAGAAAUGGCCGACUUCCGUCCUCAAUCAAUUCGAUUUCCAUUUUAUGGACGCUCCAUUCCCUUCCAGAGGAAAAUCCGAAGUCGAAGGACUUCACGAUCCUCCCUAUUACGAGUGGUUUCAAUUCCACGAGGACACGGCCGAUUUUACAAAUGUUGAGGAAUGCCUUCAAUUCAUCGAGAAUCACAUGCUUGAGCACGGACCAUUCGACGGACUACUCGGCUUCUCACAGGGAGCGGCGUUGGCGGCCCUACUACCGGGAUUUCAAGCGAAGCAGGGUGUGGCGCUGACGAGAGUCCCUAAGAUCAAAUUCGUAAUCAUCAUCAACGGUGUGAAACUGGAAUCGCCAUCUCUGGACGCUCAAGAAGCUUAUGCCUCAUCCAUCGCAUGCCCAUCCCUCCAUUUUCUAAGUGAGGAAGACUUCUUCAUGCCCAGUGGAUUGCAGCUGCUGGAAUCAUUUGUUGAACCAUUUGUAAUCAAUCAUCUCAAAGGCCACGCAGUACCUAGACUUGAUCAAAAAAGUUUGAAGAUUAUGGAGAAUUUCAUCGACAGGAUUUCAAAGUUAUGAUCCACUCAAACUAAAUAACAGCUUAGCUCAAAGACAAAUGAGAUGCUAGAAUACAUCUUAAUUAGAUGUGUUAUACUCCCCGAUAAUAAUAAUAAAAA